This is a messenger RNA of Spirodela intermedia, 25190 nucleotides long. The record is from the annotation of a GenBank genome assembly. NCBI's taxonomy places the organism in Eukaryota, Viridiplantae, Streptophyta, Magnoliopsida, Alismatales, Araceae.
AUGCUUAUUGGGGAUUUGAGUUUAGAUGACGACUCCAGCAGGUACGUUCUUUGUCUUUGUCUAUGACAUAACGAUUCAUUGAGCUUUAGUGGUUGUAUUGAUUGUAUAAGAAGUAUGUAAGUUCAUCUCCUCAACAAAAAAAUAAAAAUGGUGUCUGCUCUAGAAUUCUGACAAGGUGCUGUGGUAUAUUCACUUACCAUUCUCACCCUUCCCCUGAUAUCAGGAUGCUAGCUGCAAGUUUUUUCUUGGCGCCCCUACCUUUGUGUUGGUUUACUUUUUUGCAUCUUUUUGACCACGAUUUUCCAUUUUCCAUUACUAGAAUACGAAUUAUACCCAUGGAGUGUAUUUUAGUUCAGAGCUUUGGUUUUUUUUUGUCAUUAUGUAGUGGGUAAAACGCUGCUCUACUGAAUAAAAAAGAACAAUAAUAUGUGAAAAACUAUUAUGUCAACAGAGCAGAAAUGCGUCAACUUACAUAAGAGGAAAGAUAAAUAUUUGACAAGCUGUCAAGAUCACAGGACAUCUAUUUAGUAGAGAGAUCGAUAAUUUUAUAGAAAUUACGAAAAAGUAGGGUUAUCUAAGGGUAACCUCGUUACUGUCUACAAUGUACUGCUCUAUCGAUUUGUUUAACUGAAAUUUCCUCAAAUUUCUUCCUGAUAGAUUGCUCUCAUCAUGGUCCGAGCUAUAAUGAUUGAAGACGCGGUUAUCUCUGAUUUACUGAAACAAACUUCUCUUCUCCAUGACCAUUUCAAGAAAACAAUGAAACCUUUGUAGCUAAACAUUUUUGAUCCAUAUUUUAUGUGGUUAAUUUGAUUUUUUGAUGCCAAGGUAACCUAAAAAAACUCCUUUUCUGCUAUUUGUGUGUGGAGCCGAGUUUACACAAUGAAACAAAGAAAAAUGAAAAAUAUAGGGUGCCUAAGUUCCCCUGAUCUAUGAAGAGAGCUGCACAUCGUGUCAUUCAUGAAAAAUAUAAAAUCUGAUUGUUGGUGUCCUAAUUAGGUAAUUAAUUAAUAUAGAUUAAAUGUGAUAUAUCAUCCAUUCACACAGCUUCACACAGCUUCACACAGCUUUGAUUCACUCUAUAUAAGCCUGCUUGAAAUAGAACCCUGGUGCUCAAUAUUUCAUUGCUAUGACUUUCCAGCUGUUAAAUAAUGAAACGAAACUCAUACUACCGAGGAGCAUGUGAUUCAUAAUAUCAUGGUUGCAUCACCUCAAGUCAUUGAUUAUCUUGAUUCUAUUAAAAACUUUUUUUGUCAAACUUUAUUUAAUUGAAGAUGUCUCAGUAGUAGAAGUGCUCACGUAUCUGUUAUGUCUUCUGAAGUGAUGAUGUGUCAUUAGAUGGGUUGCAAGAUGAACUUGAAGACUGUAAAAAUAAUGAUGUGAGUAUUCUUUUCCAGAUCUUCAAUUAUUUAUCUUGAAAGCAACUACCGUUCAUGCUUACGUCUGUGUUGCUGAUUUGACUAAUCAGUGCUUGAUCAGUUUACAGCUGAGUUCCUCAAAGCUAAAAAUAAAUACCUCACUUGAUUAGGUCCCAAUGUGAGGUGAGUAGGCUUCGUACAACAUUUGGUGAGUAGAUAGAGUGGGGAGAACUGGACAGCAUAACUCUCCCAUGUUAAUGGUUUGUAUAUAAGACCGAAGAAGGGUAAUAUAAAAUAUAAAAAAUAAGAAAAUCACUAGACAUGGAGUAUACUGUCCUCUCUUAACAUCCCCUCAAGUCAGAUGCAAUCAUAUACCGAGAGUUUACCAAUGCUCUCUUCAAGGUGUGGAAGAUAUGCUUGCUUAUGUUAAUAAUUUGAGUGAUGGGUCUGUGGAAUACAUAUUAAUACAUCUCUGCCGCUCAUAAGAGCAGUGUAUCGCAUGAGAAACCCUUCACAUGUGCACAGUCAACAUUUGAUGAGGGAAUUCUGGCGAACAGUAAUGGAAGUGAGGUGAACAAUGAUGGCCAAAACAGCGUGAUGAGCAGGAUUAUGGGUAGUGCUUGAUCAGUGAAAUCGACGAUGGCAGUGGCUGAAGGAAGUGGUGUUGAAACCCUUUCCAUCAAGGGAACAGGACAUGAAUCAAGUCUGUGGGAGUGAGGCUUCUCUGAAAGUGAGGCCUAAAGGCUAUGAUGGUCACAAGAAAGAAGCAAAGGCACUUGGCUUGAAAUGAAGGUCAGCUGAAAACUUCUGAGAUGGGAUAGUGGAGUGUGGUUCGUUUAAGGGCUACCUACUGCUCAACCCAGUCAAAUUUCAUUUUUUUCCCUCCAUAACAUGCGAGAAUUUUCUUCAUGCAGUGGGUUGUAAUUGGUUCACAAACAAGGGGGAGGUUAGGCCUCUUGGAUGUUUGUGAUGGGGCCAGGCGAUGACCAAAGAUCAGGCACAUGAAUUCCUUCUCCCAUGUAUCUGUAGAGUCGAGUCUAGACAUGACCUUGAAACUGGGUUAUUUAUUUUAUAAUAGGAUCUUGGCUUGAUGACACUUGCCUUAGCUGUAGUUGAUGAAGCACUAGGUCGUAUCCUUGUCUUCUGGCUUUCUGGUUCACAAAUAUCCCAAAAAGCUCAUUCAUCCAGAAGACAAGAAGUUUUUGUUCAAACCAUUAUUUGACUGACAGUUGCUAUACACAACAUCGCAUACUCAUAUUUUGACCUUGCCUCUCUUCCCCUCUCUUUUUCUCUCUCUCAUCCCUUUAUUCCUACCUUCUGACUGUAAACCUCAGUGACUAGGGGAUCAUUGAUUGAUGUUUCUUGCUUUUGUGGGCUGAAAUUUUGUGACUAAAAGACUGUUUUUCAUGAUCUCGUACGGCCUUUCUGAAACCUAUCUAAAUCACCUUGCCCUGGAACUUUCCAUUAACUACUGACAUCAUGCGGGAUAGCUGUUAGUAUGUUUUGCCAAUUCAAUAUAGCUGUUAGUAUGUUUUGCCAAUUCAAUAUAGCUGUUACUGAGGUUUCGUGUCUUAGUGUUCAUGGGAUGAGGUUUAUGUUGAUAAUGACAGUAACAGUAUCAACAAAACUAUGGGAGGGAUUAAUUUGGCUUUCCACGCUCUACUAAUCAUCAAUUGAUAUUUUAUUCUAUUCCUUGGUGUUUAAUAGGAAGAGACAUAUAAAUGAUAAUUGCAUAUACGUCCCCAAGCCCUGCAACAGAAACUACAAAUGUAUGUGGAACAAUUCCGCAUGUCAUCAUGGGGGUACUGUCAUUUUUUCAGAUCUUUGGUAACGGUGUAGAUUCUGGUGGUUAAAUAUAUGACCCAUUCUCUAGAGCUUAAAACAGAAUAAUAUUCAAAGAGCUCUCUAUGAAUUUGGUUUUUCUCGAUUUGUAUGGGAGAGCAUCCGAUUCAAAGACGUCUAAAUACUUGUGAUUCAUGUAUUUUUUUGUUGUUUUUUUAUUAAGGAUUCAGAUUUAAUGAAGGAUGGAGGAUAUAAAAAGAAGAGUCUUCUUUCCAUUUGCUUCAAGUUACUGUUUGUCUACUUAGACAUGAUUGUUUCACAGGAAAUUGCAAAUAUAUUAGCAAAAGGUGCAAAACUACGAGAAUAUACAAAGGGUGUUGAAAAUAAUGUUCGCCAAGUUGAAUUGGAGUCUAUACAGGUACAUGUUUUCACAUCCUCAAGUGACAUGUUUCAAGUUCUGGGAUAUGUUUCUUUUGCUUUGGAUUCGUAAUUUUUUUUCUUAUUUUACCUUUAAUGUGGCUUUUCCAUUGACAUUACAAUGUUUUAGUUCAAAGUGUUGACAAUUGAUCUUGAUUGAGAUUUCUGCAACUUGGAGAAUGAAAGGAGUCGAUCUUCACGAUUCUCCUCUUCCAGGAAGAUGAACCAGUCACCACUUCUUGGAGCAGGGUUUCCACAAUUUAAAAUGAAUGUGUCAAUUAUCAUGGGUUUCCUGCUUAAUUACAGGUUACAUGAGUUAAUGGGCCAGGCCUUUGACAUUAGUCUUUAACUGGAUCCGUUAACAGUCUAAUGGAUCCACCUGUUAAGGGAAUGACAGGAAAUGUCAAAAGAUACAAUGAAAAGAAACAGAGAAUUUUUUUUUCCCAGAAAGUUCAACACAAUGAGCACAUUUGAUCGUAUUCUCACCUUAAGUAAAAAUGUGUCGUUAAAGAACAAUUCUUCGAAUACAAAACCAGCUUGUCUCUUCUGCGAAUUUAGCUACUUCUCUGAUAUUCCACAACAAGCUCCUGUCAUAAUCUCCACUUGUCAACCUAGGUACCGUUUAUAUGAAGCCAUUUGUUGCACCCAUGCCAUCCCCUUUCUGAGAGGUUACAUAUUUCUUUUACUUUUCCAUCGAAACUUGGGUUGUCGGGUGACCCAAUGUUGCACGUACCACACUGAUUGGAUAUUUGAUUAGUUGUUGCCUGGGUACCCAAAUUUUGACCGGCAAUAUCCAAGUUGUUUCUGGAUUUUCAUGCUGAUUUGAUCAGUGUUACCACUCUCUCUCUCUCUCUCUCUCUUAAUCCACUCACUGCGUUUAUUAUAUUGUCACAGAAUGUUAGUAAAGCCUUUACGCAAGGCACUUAGUUCAGCACAUAUUUUCCUUCACAUUCUCAAUUAAUCUGCUUCAACUACCCCUGUAUCAAACAGAAAGUCUCUUGUUUCGCCAUCAACUAAACUUGAAAUGAACUUUCUUCCUCUGCAACCAGUGCUUGGUCCCCGGAUCUACAGAUAUUCUUAACUGCCUUUAAUUUUAUCUGAAGAAUGUGUCUCUUCCCUAGCUAGCUUCUUUACAAUCUCCUACUGCUGAGUUGGAAAUACAUUCUGGAGAAAACUCUUCGGGUUCAAGCCUCUUCACCCAAGAACUGAACCACCGUUUAAUUUAAUAUUCUUCGGGUUCAAGCCUCACCAGCAAGAGGUGGAAAGGCCUCAACAAAACUAGUGUGAGCCGUGAAGAUUCCUAGACCCAUGUUCCACGCUUCCAUGUCUUUCAGCAUUUUUUUUUUUUUGGGGCGGGGGAGAUAUUCACAUUAGGUAACAACCGUUGACCAAGUCUUGAGUUAAUGCUUGGGUGAAGAGGGGAAAGUAGUUGUUAGUAGUAGGAACACUUGUGUUAGUCCUUGUGGAGGAGUCUUGCUGUAAUUUGGAUCUCGAUAUCUAUUGUGAGGUAUCAUUCUUCUCUCGUAGCUUUUUUCAAGCGUUAGGUUUUAACAUACAUCUUUUGUAUCAAGUCAUGUUUCUCUUGUCUUCUCUUAUCUAUUUUUCUAUUGCCUGCCUGAUUGCCAUCACGCGAGGUCUGCGAGGAACCAUAUUUAAUGUCACAUUUCCUAUGGAUUCAAGGCACGGCUUGUUUUCUCUUUGAGUUUUAGUUCGUCACCUUUCUCGUGGUGCUGCUAAAUUAGAAACCCUCCAUUGUUGAACUCCUAUCUAUCAUCAACUUUCUUUCGCAAAAAUCUUCAAUACAUGUGGGAGUUGCCUGCUACAAUUUUCUUUGGCUUAUUGGAUUGAAUGAGAACAUCCGUUAUCGUAUGAAUGUUGACGAAACGGCUUCAAUUUCAUUUAUUUAGUCUUUUGGAUUGACUGGCAUUAUUCCUCUGGUAAGUAGAAUAAACAGUCAUAAGUGAACAAAACUUUUCUGGUUUUGUCUGAAAUAGCAGAGUAUAGGACAAAAUUAUGUCCCCAAGAACAUAUGGUUUUGUCGUGCUCCUUGUUCUGUUAAUGUUUUCUCUAACUGUGUUGAUUGUAUAACUUAAGUGGAAGACAAAUGGAAAUAUUGGGCUACAAUUUUUUCUUGGAAAUUAAUCCAUGGACAUUUCUUAAGUGUCCAAUAGCUAAGCAUCGCUAGAAGCAAAAUCUACGAAUUUACUGAACAUUGAGUUUUUUUGUUUGAUUGAAAUGUUAAACACUGCUUUCCAAGUGGAGGGAAGUAAACAAAAGAAAGUGAGUAGUUCUGAUCAAACUGUUUGGACUGGGAAGGUAUUGAAUAAAGAUAGGUCAGGAUUUUGAGUAGUGGGUUCCAUCUCCUCUGUAUUUGAUAAUAUGAUGUGUAAUUCAACGCCGAUAUACAUUUUUUGUGUUCCAUUACCCAAUUAUUGCUGGAAGAACACUGUCUUAUUAGUUCAAAAGAUCUAGCAAAUCUUGAUUAGUAUAAAUAUUAAAUACCAGAUGCCCAAUACUAGGAAAAAAAUCAAAAUAAUUAUGGUUGUUUUAUGAAUAUUGCAUUUGAAAGAAGAGAAAAGGAUUUUCAACGCUGGGUUCUAUCUUGUCUUUUAGUUGACAGCAUUUGGUGUAUAGGGCGGAAUUUGGGAAAUACAAUAUCUACUAAUCUGAUAUGGCGUUUAUAGUACACAUCUUAUGCAGAGAUGCUCCAUAGGCUGUUUGUUUGCGGAACUAACUUAUAUUUGGCCUGGAGUUUGAGGUUAUGUUCAUGUUUGGAGAAAAGAUAUCAUGUGUUGUCUUGUUUCUCUGUUUUACCUGUCAGACAGUAGCGCCUUUGGGUUGCUAAGGAUACACUAUUUCAAUUAUCAAUUUUUUUAUUUAAUAAAAGCUGUCGUACUGAAUGCAAUUCUUAAGGUAUAAACUUUUCUGUUAUUAAUAGAUGCAGCAUCCUCGUGGAUCUGUAUCAUGUGUCUCACAAGGCUGUAUGAUCUGGUCCAGUUGAUCAUGUUGGUGGUUACAAUGGGUAUACUGAUUUCGGAUAGAGGUUUUAUUGGAAUUUUGAGAAAGCUCUUGAAAAUUAAUGCUAAUUCACAUGUACUUGUGCUCCUUAAUGUAUGUGUUUACUACCAUGUUCGGGUGGCUUGCCCCACUGCCACUGAUAUAUGUUCUGUUCUUCUCAUUUCAUGCAGGAUUACAUUAAGGAGAGUGAUAACUUGGUUUUACUACAUGAUCAAAUUCGUGAUUGUGAUAUUAUUUUAUCACAGAUGGAAACACUGCUUAGUGGAUUUCAGGUAUAGUAGGUCUAGUUUAGAUAUUUUGUCUUUGAAUUUUCUGUAAGAGUGUGAAGUUGAAGUCUUCAGAAAAGGCGAAAUAAGCCCCAGCAACUUACUCUCAUGUAGCUUUUUGCAUUUGAAACGAUAUUGUCUUAAAAUGAAUACACGAUUCAAAUAGUCCCACAAAGGAAGAAGAAAUAAAAUCCGGUGUUUAUGCACAUGGGCCUAGUUCAUUGGCAUUUUGUUUUCAGUCAGAGACCGUAAUACUCUAUAAAUUUUGCAAUAAAAGAUAUCAAUCCUCAUUUCUUAACGUCUUUCUCAUCAUUUCUUUUUGAUUAUGUUUAUCCAGUUGUUUAAUUGUUGCUCUAGAUUGCUUUUGUUUCCAUCAAGGGUACCUUUAUUGUUUCUCUCUGAGGAAAAUGUUGUACUUUAGUAAAAAAUUAUUUGAAAUCCAAUUGGAAUAUCUUCUGUACUGUUAUUAAUAUUUCAGUUAUGUUGUGAUAGGCAGAGAUUGGUUCCAUAAGUUCAGAAAUAAAAAGUCUUCAGGAGAAAUCUAUGGACAUGGGGCUGAAACUGAAAAAUAGAAAGGUAUGAUUUUUGCCAUUUAGAAGAUGUUUCCCAUGUCAUAUCUGUUCAAUUGCUGGCUACCAUUCUGGUUAGCAUCAUUUUAUGCUUUGCCAAUCUUAGCUAUAGUAUGCUAUCCUACGCUCAUUGGAAAUUAUCGUUUAUAUGCCAAAAUCUGACUACUUUUACCCUAAAAAUGCGUUACUUUUUCAGUGUAUGAUUGACUCAGAAUUGUGAAGUCUAAAUUGUAGAAGAGAAGGUCUACGGUGUCAGAACAAGUGCAUGACUGGAACGAUUCCAUGCUGGCUUUCCUGUGGUAUUGAUUUGGCGAGGAUGAAAUAGGCUGAAUAACAUAAGGGAAGGAUGCCCUGGGUUUAAGAAUGUAGGGUGGAUAAGCUGUCUUAUUUGCUUCUGCUGAAGAUAGUGGGAUAUGCUUUGUCGAAUUCAUGGCAUGCAUGUAAGAAGUUCUGCCUGUGGCUCUAAGUUUUCCUGGAGGGGACGUCAUAUCAUCCUGAAAGUGGAUGGUAGGGCCAGAAGGAACAUGGUUUUCCAUAGACGCUAAGUGGAAGUGGGACCAUUGAGAUUGUCCAUGCAACAUACGAAGUCAAUAGCUAGAUAGUCUUUUGCUGCGAUGUGGCCAGUUUCCUUUUCGUUUUCCAAAGUUGAAUUUCAAUCGAUUUCAUUGAUUUGAUUGGCUGUAUUCUCUGCUAUUACUUCCAAGAAUGGUGCUUGCGUGGUGGAUACUAUCUGUUUCUGAAUCACUCUUUCAGUCAGCUAAACAUUUUGCUCAUUAAAAUCCAAUAGAGGUGUUGCUACUACGUGUUCCAAUUUUUUUCUUUUUUAAUAUGGGGUGAUGACGAAGGGUGAGGCAUGGCCGUUGAAAAUCCGUCAAGGGAAAGCUGUUCUGAUAGCUUUAGGCAAGGCCAACAAUCUUUUGUACCUUCGGGCCAUGGGUAGCUGUUUUGUCAUAAAUCAUGUACAAAAACUCUAAUGUGAAAAGGUGAUUCGAGGAUAGCGGAUUAGGUCUGGCAACAGGAAUGCCACUAGGGCACUCAAGUGGUAGUCAUGGCAAUGACUGUUGGUGAGUAUGAGGAUCCAUGCAGAUAUGACUAACUUUGCUGACUCUGCUACCCACGUGAGUUGGGCAAGCAUCCCAUCAUGGAGACUAGCAUACUUCCACGAUGGGAUGAUGGAAGCUAUAGAAAUGAAUUUGCUAUCUUGUUGCUGCAUAGGCUACGGUAGGCUUAUAACAGUUAAAAAUUAAACUGAACUGGUCAAACAAAAAUGAUCUUAAAAUUGGGAUAUGUUAGCCUAGGUCAUUGAGAUGUUGGACAUGGUAGGCUCUAACUGACCAAUGUGGUGCCAUUACGGAGUCAUAUGUGCACAGAUGUGGCAAUGACCUUUCUUUUGAAGGAAGGAUAUUGACCAGUGCCUUCGCUCACUCUGGCUGUUCUCGACCUGGUGCUCACUAGAUUUCUAUCUUGUUGAGCAGGAUUGCCCUCAUAGGAUGGAUACUGCCAUUUCACUUUCUUUUAUCUCGAGCACUUCAUAUUGUUUAACAUUUUAUUUCUUUCAGGUAGCAGAGUUGAAACUUGCAAAAUUUGUAGAAGAUAUUAUUGUCCCCCCGAGGAUGGUUGAUAUCAUAGUUGACGGCGAGGUAAUCUUUUUGCGAGACAUAUGUGGAGGAUUCUGUCCAGCGGUUGUGAUUUUUUUAUAGUUGUGUACAUCUCAUCCUUAGAUCUGUAAGAUUUACAUCAGUUAUGCAUUCCUGAGCUCUCAUUUAUUGUAAUAAUAACCGUUAUGAUGGAUAAUCCUCCUGUCUACUUUUCGAAAGAAUAUAAUGGCCCUAACAUAGUUUAUCUUAUAGGAGAUUUGGGACCCAGAUUUCUCAUUGUAUGCUUUGAUAAAUUUCUUUUGUGAUAAGAAUCGUUUUAACAUUUAUGUGUGUGUAUUUGCGGGUCUGACCUAUCAUUAACUUUUCCAAAGAUCAUUUUUGUUUAAUUUGACCUGGAUACCAAUGCUUCAUAGCGGGACUAAAUUGAUGAAUUAUGAAGUGUUGGGGCUUAAAAGAACCUGUGAUCCAGAAAAGGGUGACCUAUGCGGAUAUUGUCUAGAAGAUGGUACGAAUUACGAAAAAAUAGUAAAAGAUAGCAAAUGCAUCAUUGAGCGUGUAGUAUACAUAACUGCAGAGAAAAUUAAAUUUCAUGGAUAGAAGUGUGAGCAGGAUUGUUAACGUGUCAGUGCUAUUUGAUGUUCAUAAUUUUCAGCAGCCAUUUGAAUGAUUUUCAUAUUUUUACCUCAAAUUAGGACUCUAUUUUGUCUAUAUAAUGCAUGAGAGGUUGGUUGAUAAUUUCUUGGUAAACUGUCCAGUUUUUAAGGUCGUGAGAGGAUAAUAAAUGGAUAGGUCUAUGUUCCAUGUAAAUAUGCUUUCAACUCGUAUCAGGUAGUAUUUUUUUUCUGAUUAUAAUAGAUAUUGGUUUCUUAUAAUGUCUUAAAUGCUGCAUCACAGAUUUUUCGUCAUGUUAUUUUAGAAGGAAGUAUACAAAUACUAGAGAAGGUUUUUACAGGUGUCGGUUGGAGCACUAGUGUUCUAUGGGCUAUGUGCUUCAUUUGUGAGAGGCUUUUCUGCCCUCUUUUUGUUGGGGGCUGAGAGGGAAUAUGCACGUUUUCUUUGAUUUUGCAUAUAAAUUGUUGAUAAUUCAAGCCUAUUGUUGGGAUAGGAUGUGAUUUGAUUAGAAACCUUCAAUGUGACGUUUUUCGAGAUUCAGUUCCAAAUUUGUAUAAAAUCAAUAUGUGCCCUUUGCUUGACAGUCAGAAUUCACGCUCUCUUGUGGGCUGUCCCAUCAUCCCUCAAUGUCGAGAAAGCUAUCAAUCAGGUCAGAGUGGCCGAUUGUGUGCUGAAUCAACCUGAAAUCUGUGAUUGUGGACAGGUCAGCCACUCCUGAUCAUUGUUGGUCUCCACUACCAUGGGCGCUACCUCACUGUGGCAUGAAAAAUUUCAUCUCUCUUUAUUGCCUCCCUAAUCCCUGGCAAGGCAUCGUAAGGCUUUUGUCUCUAAACUGCUGGAUUCCUGGCUAUGCAAACUUUUGCAAUCAAUGCUUCCUGUCUAGAUUACUCCUAGUGUUCCUGGGAACCUUUCAAUUUAGUGAAUGUUUCAAAUUCAGAAAUUCCUGUGACCAUCUUGUCUCGCAGUCCUAUUAGUAUGGUUCAAAAGUAAAUCCUAAAGUUUGGGGCCUUAUGUUACAUUAUUUGUCUUAUCAUGCCAUCACAACUUCCAUUUAUUUGUAUGAUGAUAUUUUUUAUGACUUUCGUGUGAUGAUAUUUUUGACCUUCUUGGAGUUGAUCGGAGAAACAAUCUCAGUUCAUAACUGUAUCAUGUUGUUUUCCCCUGUUUUAGAUUUCAAGGCACCGUCUACGAUGUUGACAUUGUUGACCAGAAAGGACUAUAAGAAACCUACACUGCAUGUACAAGUAUAAUGAUUUUUCGCUGUCCUCUACAGGUGAAUGAUGAAUAUAUGAGAAUGCUCGAGAUCCUAAGCAGGAAGAUUAAGUUUAUUGAAGUCGACCCUAUGGUCAAUUCAUCCAUGGCUCUUAAAGAUGUGCAACCAGAGCUGGAAAGACUUCGACAAAAGGCUGUCGCAAAGGUAAUUGAAGAAUUUAUGCUCAUUCACAUUUUUCUUGAUUUUCAUGUUUCUUGAUUCUUCUAUGAUUGUGAUAAGGUGUUCUAACAGCUGAUAUCAAGCUUUACAUUAGGAAGGGGGGCUUUUCUGAGAACAAUUGGAUUUCCGAACAUUGUCUGAUUGGAACGACGAACCCUUUUAUCAUAAUGAUAAAAAUAACUAAAAAUUCAAUGGGAUUAAUUGUAAGAUAUUAUAGGACUCUGACUUGAAUCAUGCCACUGAUGUACUUUUUUAUUUAAAAUAUUUUAUCGUAAUCCACAAUUUAUUCAAGUGUUUUCUUAUUUUGUAACGAUGGAAAAUUUAUCAAUAGAGUUUUUAGAUUACACGAGUUUAAGUUAUAUCUAAACUCGGGUGUGGGCCUGGAUUGCAGGAUGUGUAUCAAAAUGGUGAUUUGGCUGCAUAAAAGAGUCCCAGUAAUUUUGGAAAAUGGGGAAGUCAUUGAAUGUAGGAAACAUGUAGAGAAGAUAGAAAAAGAGUCAAAUUCGUUUUCAAAAUCAUGUGCACCGGAACAGUAUCUACGAACGAAGUAACAUUUCAGACAUACAGUUUUUAUAAUCUUCAUACUCGUAAUAAUAGGAAUAAAACUACGAUCUAAUGUCCAAUGCCUAAUAUUGGUUAAAUCUGUUCUAGAUCUGUUGGCUAUCAAAGUGAAAUGAGAAUUCAUCAUGAUUUCAACUUCUAGAGAAUUGGUAGACUCAGACUAAAGCUGAUGAAAAAAAUCAUAACCAUGUUCUAUCUAAUUGAUGAAUGCUAAUAAUGACUUUUAUUCCUUGUACUGACUCGUCUAUUAUUAUUAUUAUUAUUAUUAUUAUUAUUUAGCAAUAUCUGCUUUUUUUGAUUAGAGAUAGGCCACUUCAAAAUGUUGUUGCAAUUCAUCCUUUGGUGGCUACUCCUGCUUCCAUAGCCUUAGUGUUAUCAUGAAAAUCAUUUGCCAUUGUUGUAAAACCGACUGAAGUGAGUUAGGGAGGAAUCUACUGCCUGAACUCUUUCUAUAGGCAACACCUUGAAACUUGUCAUUGCCACUUGAGGUUUGUGUCUUGCUGUCGCUAGGUAUUGAAUCUUUGUGUAAUGUGGAUAUGAUUUCGGCAGAGUAUUUGGAGUUCGUACGUAUAUACUUGGAUGUAGGUUGCCAAAUAUAUUAUCAAAUGUAGAUCAAAGUUACCGUGGGCAAACAAUUCUUUUAGGAAAUUAACUUUCCAUAAAUCCUACCAAUUAGGAAACAUAUUACAGACAGAAGCCAAGCUAAUAUACAUCUGAAAAAAACUUGAAAUUUAUGGAGAUUAAGUUUCUGGCUUUAGGAAAUUGGAUCUGCAGAUAUCUAUGGACAGUUACCAUUGAAAAGAGGAUACGAUAUGAACAAGAAGCUAAAAAUGGCAUCAAAGGUUGAUGGUGAAAGCAAUGACUAUUAGUUAGAGAAAGAUGUAUUGGACUGAAGCAACUUCUCAUUCCAUUCUGGCCAGGUUGGACAGAGGUGUUGAGAUUGUUCGCUGUCAAUUUGAAGAGAUUGAGAGGAGUUUGGGCUCAUCAUGAGAAUGUUUAUAAAGUUUUUAUGUGAGUUGACUGCUUUAGGCAUGACGUAAGAUAACUAUGAAUUGAGAGGAGAUAGUCUCUUGGGAUAGUGUAAGUAUUCUUUACCUUUUGAAUUUUUGUUAAAUCACAAGUAUGUGUGACCACAUCUUGUAGAAUGUCCCAACGUAAUCAGGUAGGACGGUAUGUAUACAUAAUCAAGUUUCAUUUUUAUUGCAUGCUUUUUGGCACUUGGACUAAUGUAAAUUCUUUCAUGAAGUCAUUUUAAAAUUUUCUACUUUUGCUUAGGUCUUCGAGUUCAUAGUUCAGAAGCUUUAUGCUUUGAGGAAGCCAAAAACUAAUAUUCAGAUCCUUCAGCAAAGCGUUCUUCUCAAGUAUAAGUAAGUUAUCCCUGCUACUGUAUUUAUUCUGAAUUCCAACACAAUUUGAAUCAAUGCGUAUAGUUUUACGUCUGACUCAGUCUCCAGUCUAUUUGGCACUUUGGAGCAAAAGGGAAGUUGUUUUAGAUAACUGUAUUCCUUUUUACCAGUUUUUAACAGAGGACUGGAAUUAGUUUUCCUGGAAGACUUGAUAAAAGUUAUUCUCAUUGGGUAAAAGCUUACCACUCCCCAUCUAUGCUUUAACCUGUGUACUUAAGGAUAUUUUGUGUCAGAUUCCGCUGCCAGUGGAUAUGCCCUAAUUUAUCCAGAACAUCAGUUAUCAUAUUUUGUUCUAAUCAGAGAAUGAUUUUCUACCACAGGUAGAUGUAUUCUAUUGUGUGAUAAUAUCUCAAGAUGUCAAUUAAUUUAUCUGCAAUAUUAGUCGUCAAAAUUAAUCCUAGAAUAUUGAAAUGACAGUUGGAAUGAAAAUAAAUGACGAGGAAAUAGGGGACUCAUUAUUUUAGUGGCGGAUUCUACUAUUCUCAAUUUAAAAGAGUAGCAGUUAUGCUAAAUUUGAAGGUCGUAGAUUAAUGUAAAGUUGCGAAAUUAAGGGAAGUAAGAUAAUUAUCCCUAUUCUGUUGAUGAAAGUUUGGGAUCAUUAUUCAUUUAUGCAGUACAACAAAGUGAAUGGAGUCAGUUCCAUGUUGUUUACUAGCCAAGAAGAGCAAUUUUUCAGUAUCUCAAGAAGGUUUUAUACUUCCUUUCAAGUUUGUCUCCUAGUAAUUAAAAAAGUGGGUAAAUCCUUCAAAUUUCCCCUGUUCAUCUGUUAUUAUGCGACCAAUGGGUAAUCUCUAAGAGUUGUGUGCUAGUUAUGUAGGUUACUAACAUGUUUUUGUGGAGUAAAUUUCUGAUGCGUCAGUAAAAUUUUUGCAAUUGAGAUUGUGGAAUUGAUGGGCAUCUAAUAAUUAUUGCAACAGAAAAAUUUGGAGUUCAUGAUUUGUGAUAUCAAUGUAGAUAUAUGCUCCAUCUUUCUGUUUCGAUUUUAAAAGGGAUUCAUUUUUUUUUUUGAACCAGUUGAUUUGAUUAGGUUCCAACCUCCUUUUUUUGGAUCUCUUUAUUGCAAAGUAUAGAUGCCAAUGCCAAAAUCCAUGUUUCUGAUUACUUAGCAGCUGAACAUUUACUGCUGUGAAAUUAUAGAAAUUGCUGUUUUGCUGAUAUUGGGUGACAGUACAGAGGCAGCUUUAAUGAAUUUCUCUGAAGUUAAGAACUGAAAAGGGGAUAAAAUUCAUUAUUACAUGCGCUAAUCGGAUAAAAUAAUAGUGGGCUACAAUAGUUAGUCUAUAACGUGAGAAGUGAGCAAGGAAUGGCAGCUAUGGUGAGUGGAUUGAACAGAACCUUAUGUUGACCAAAUCUAACAAUCAUGCUGUGUCCUUACCAGCCUCUCUCCAUUGAGUCUAUCUAGUUCUAUUUCUAGGUUUCUCUCUUUACGAUUCAUGAUCUCUGCCAUUUGGUAGCAAAUGUAAUUUUUAAUCCAAUAUGUUGACCAUUAUGUACUCGGAAUUGCAGAUAUGUUGUCCUAUUCCUAAAAGAACAUGGGAAGGAGAUAUAUAAUGAAGUCCGUUCGGCAUAUAUUGACACAAUGAACAAGGUGAUCUAGUCUCGUUGACUUGCAUGCAAAAUUGAAGUGUUAAUGAAUUAUUUGAUGAUUCUAAAUAUCUUGAAUAAGUUUGAUCAUGAUAAAGACUAAUAAAAGAUGGUAGCAUUCAGUUACUUUCAUAUGUAUAUUCCACAUCACUGUCUGGAGGUAUUACGUGAUCAGAGUGAAGUGAAGAGCUUAUAAAUGGGAUAUUCAUAAAUCAAUAAAUCAAUAACUAGAAUCUUGGCCGAUUUGGAUGCAUGAUCUCUGCAGCUCGGUUGCACAUAGUUUUGGAUGCAUGAUCAAUUGAUAUACUUGAUAUAACUGGCGUGAGGCUGUCUGGUCAAGUAAAGGGAACUAAUUUUUUUUUUUUUUGUUAAAUGUAUUUUUAUGUUAUGCAUUUUCAGGAAGCGAUGUUUGCCAUGCCUAAACUAAGCCAACAGUUUAGAUAUACGCAUUAACGCUUCAAUAAACAUGGUUAAUCUUAUUGCAUUAAAAGUGGUCGACAAGGUAUGAACCUAGGCAUAUAGGGCUUGAAUUCCUGGCGUAAAGGCAGGGAAUUUCCCUUUAAAAAAUAUCAAGAUGAUAAUAGCAUAUGCAAAGAUUAAACUUGCACUAUUUCUUAAACGAAAUGGUGUUAUUCAUUUAUCGUAGAUGCGAUUUCAACAUAUUUAUUUUUACCAUUUGAACUACUGUUUGACCAGGUUGUCCGACUGGCAAGAACUUGUCAUUAAUAGAAUAAAUAAUUCACUCUUACCAGUUGCUUGGUUUUAAUAUUUUGAAACCUUGUGUUUAUAGCUUAGUCAACAUUGGCAUGGUGUAGACUAUAGCUCAUUUAUUGGGGCUUAUUUGGGACAUAAUUGUUUACAUUCAUGUAAAUUUCUUGAUUUAUUUUUAAUUUUAUUAAAUAUGAUGUAACUACGACCUUAAAAUUGUUCAGUACAUAGGCUCUUGCAGAAUGAGGAAAAAAUGUAUUCAUAAUUUUUGCUUGUACCAUUUGGUUUAAAAUAUUUAUUAAUUACAUCUUCGAUGCAUAUAAAUAUUCAUUUAUGGGAUAUGAGAGUGCCUUCUUAGAAUUCGUUAUUUGCCUUAAAAAUCUCUUCUGCAGGUUCUGAGUGCGCAUUUUCGGGCAUAUAUACUGGCACUGGAGAAACUCCAACUGGAUAUAGCAACAUCCAAUGAUCUUAUAGGAGUUGAAGCCCGCAGUACUGUUUUUGUUUUCUCAAGAGCAAAGGAGCCAUUGAAAAACCGGUCUUCUGUUUUUGCUUUAGGGGAGCGGCUUAAUAUUUUGAAGGUUUUGACUACUUAUCCAUUCUAACUUUCAUAGAGCACUUAUGUAAUCUGAUUUACUGUUUACUUGCGGCUAUGCUCAAUUAGAAAAUGCAGUGUCCUACAUCUUCUCCUCGUUUUGCUAAAAAUGCCGUUUAUUACAGCACAAAGCUUUGCCAAGUUGCUGUUUUACUAAUUCUUUCCGGAGAAAACAUAAAAAGGGUCUGAAGCUGUUUUCGGUUGUCAUAGAUCUUGGUUUAUCGGGGAUUUUAUUUUUUCUUAGCUCUUAUCGACGUAAUUUAGGGAUUAUCCAAAAUAUUUGGACUGAUCUGAUUGAUAGGCUCAUUUAAUUGGUGAAUUUGCAUAGGACGGCUUCACAGACUUGGCAAUUUUCUGGUACCUAUCUGGGCAUUGAUUGACGUUUUGUUUAAAUUUCUAGAUGGAGACCCAUUUUUCUGAUGGCCUUGCAGUCGUUUUUUUCUUGCCCUGGUGAAUAUACCAAUCCAUUAAAAUCCUCAAAGCCUAUCAGUAAUUAUUUAUAAUUUUUUUCUAAAUGAACUUUCAAGUUUCCAGAUACGUUGCCUGAUAUUUUUUUUUUAGAGGACAAGAAAUGAAAUAGCUCUGAUGUAAAUAUUUCCCACUUCAUUCCUAUUAUAAACAUGUCUUGUUGUGCAUGGAUUGCACAAGACAUUUUUCACAUUUUUUGUAAACAGUUGAUGAAUGUUGUGUAGAUGAGUCACUUCUGUAUUAUUUCAAGUUCUUCAAACUUUUUUGCUAGUGAGGCACAUCAUGUCAAGUACUUCAAAUGUUAAACCAUCUAUUUUUUCUCAUUUUUCCUUUCCAAAUUUGAAUGGAGUUCCGGAUUGGUUACGAGUGGGCGAGUCAUGGUUGGGUUUGUUGUCUUGAUUAUUUUUUUUCUAAAUAUCAAGUAAUCUAUGUUUUCUGUUGAUCAUGUAUGUAUUGGCAAAUUUUCAUGACUUGCAGCAAUCUCGAUGGUAUGAAGUUUUAUGUAUCUCCAUAUACCUAGUAUUUUAUCCACUGCUCUUUGUUAGGGAAUGAAAGUAGUGCAACCGGGACAAUUCAUAUAUAUAUAUAUAUGUUGAUUUUAUAUUCGGCUACCAUCAUCAUUUUUCCUGAAUAACAUGUAUUCUAUGAUUUCAACUCCAUAAGUUUUUCCUGAUUAUGAUUCUUAUAAUUUUAUGAUUACGUAUAUUUAUUCUUUACCUCUUUUGAGAAAUAGAUCAUGGUAUGCCCAAAGAUACAGUUAUUUCUGGUAUAUGUAUAAUUUAAUACAAUGUUGUGUGAAAACUGUUCUUAGAGGAUUUUAUCGAAACAGCCCCUCCCCCCCCCCCUUUCCCCCUCAUGAUGUUUUCUUGGGAUAAUAAGUGAUUUUGUCACAAUCUUUUUGAUCUAAUAUUUUUCUUCCAGUGUCUGUUAACUUGUAAAAAGAUUCAAUAUUGGAGCACCUCAGAUUACAUGUUGUAUUGAUUCUCUAGGUUUCAGUGGUACUCUUAUGUUUUCUGCCUUUUCUCUGAAUUUUAAAUUCGGGAGUUAUUUCUUAAAUUUAAAUAGGAUUAUAUCUUUCUCAUAUUAGAUUCGAUCAUAAUUUAAUUUCUUAUAUCUUUUUCAGGAAAUUGAACAGCCUGCAUUGAUUCCACAUAUAGCAGAAGCGAACUCUCUUAAAUACCCCUACGAAGUUCUCUUUAGGAGCUUGCACAAACUUCUAAUGGAUACCGCUACUUCAGAGUAUGAUAUUUGUGUUGUAUUUUAAAUGGUAUAUGAAAUCUAAAAACAGUUUAACUUAUUUAUAAUGUAUAUUUUUAUUAGGUACCUCUUCUGUGAUGAUUUCUUUGGUGAAGAAUCUGUAUUCUAUGAAAUUUUUUCAGGUAUUUUGAUCUCUUCGAUUAAUUCCAUAAGAUGAACCUGUUUCGUAUCUCAUUCUAUACAUUAAACUAUAUACAUGCAUUCCUUCAGAAAAAUCACUCCUUUUUUAGAUAACUUGUCUCACACUGAAAGACACCAUGGCUGAUUAUUUUCUAAUGUAUUCUGAAGCUUAGUCUGAAAUUGAAGUCUAAUGAAAUGCUGUGGUAUAUCUGUGCAUUCAGGCUUUUGUCAAAGGAACUGACGAUCAAUCGUUGUGUUUUAAUCUAUCAUGACUACGUUAUCAGCUAUCUUGUUGACUGCCAUGUUGUCAUAAUCAAUCAUUAUAGGCAACUUCAACUUCCAUUCAAUUUCUUUUCGUGAGAUAUUCAGCUAUAAUAAUUCAGCAUUGCUCAAUACUUGGCCUUUAUAAUUGACCUAGCAUGUAAAACAUGUGGCUUUGAUGUGGCCUUAGAUUCAGCCUAACCUGCCUAUCCAAUGAGAGCAAUAAUUGAUAAGUGGCCUAAUACAUGGAAGUUGGGAGGCCCAUCAGAAGAGGGAGAGACUAAGUCAUCAAGUGAAAGGAGAUCAUGCCGUCACAUAAUGGGAGCUAGCAGUCUUUCUUACUUUUUGGCUCUUUCAAACUGCCUGCUUAUGAAUCAGGCUGCUAGAACAGGCCAAUUCCUCUUUGUAAAAGCACUGGGAUUGUGGAGCCAACCCUGGUCCGUUAAUGUUCUUGUAUGAGAGAGAGGAUGGGCUGCCUUUUGACUUGCAAGUGUGGUAUCACGCUGAGGGAGAUGGUGCCUUUUCAGACUCUCUUUCUGCUGAUCCAUUUAGGAAUCAACCCAAUGGGCCUGCCCAAUUCCCUCUUUGUAAAUGGCAUGGGAUUUUGGGUUCAUCUCAAAAAUACUGUCACACAAGGGAGAAACUGAUCCAGCUUGCAGCCAGUGAACUCUUAUCGCACAAGGGAGAAACUGAUCCCUUCUUUUCCCUCUGAAGUAUUUCUAAUGACCAUUGAACAUUCAUUUUCGGAAGUGAUGCUUUCACCUUUAUUCCUUCAUUCAGGACUUUUCGUUUUCCUUACUUAGGGGCCUAAAAUACACAUGCUCCAACGUUGGUGUGAAAUUUGGAUUGAGAAUCUGACUCAAUGCUUCAUACUCUGUGUCCCUUUGUGUAAAGAAUAAAAAUAUACUAUUCCUCUGCUCAUUUCGAAAUCUCUUCUAAUCCUCAGGUAGUUCUGUUCCUUUAUGGAAUAACAAUCAUAUUCCUCCUUGCUGUGCAGAGUAUUAAAGUAUGCUGUGACAAGCAUACCUCCUUUACGCUCUAAGAAUCUUCUGUUAUCUCUGAGGAGGAUCUGAAUUUUCUUAAGAUGUAAGUUUCCCAUCAGCCUUGUCUACAAGGGAAACAUUGCACCUGUGAAUGUGCCGUUACAUGGCAAACAUUGCAGAAGCAGCAUAGGAAAGGAGGGUAUGGGUAUCCAGUCCAUUUUGGAUGCUAAUGCCAAAAGCACACAGUUAACAAAGAGAUAGAGGAAAACUUACUGGACCUCUUAAUCUUGAUGUCCGAAUGUCUCCAACUCCGUUUCUUUCUCCCCUCUAAAUUUCUAGUACAAGUAUCCUAUAAUCCGUCUACACAAAUGCUCCCAUACUAUGCUCCCAGACAAAUCCGUCUACGCAAGAGGGAGAUGACCAGACGAAAAGAUAUGUAUAUUGGUUCCAUCCAAUGCAUUUUUAAGUAGAGCAAACUCCAAAGAAUUUCAUAGCAAAAAUACAGCUUUUCUAAAUAGGGGCUAAGAAAAAACUAAGUUAUUGAAGUUGGAAGUAAGAAAACAAAUGUCCUCUCUUUCUUAACAGAUUGUGUUUGAAAGAUUUCAUUAUAAAUCUUAAGACGGGAUUGGAAAAUCUUGUUCACCUUCAUGGAAUGAGGUGGCCACCAUCUGACCCUUUUUGUUGACAUGACUUAGCUGAAGAAAAUUUUCUAGAAAGUCGUACUUAGUAGGGUGAUUGAAGAAAAUGUGCAUGUAUCUGGGCCAACUUAUUUCGAGUAAAAACCCAUCACUGGGAGGUUGACUUUUGCAGUACUUCCAUCUCUGUCAGAGGGUUUAUACUUGGGAGAAAGUUGCCCUUACAAAAGGUGGAUUUCUUAUGACAAAGUUCCUAUCGACAGGAAUGACUUCUUCAGAAAUUAGUCGUUUAAAAAGCUUUUGGAGGCAUGGGAGAGAGCUUUUUUUGAGAAAGAUUUUUUUUUUUAAAUUAGUAGAAAUAGACACACAUAUGCAUUAAAUCCUCUAUUUCUCUUCACAUCCCUUGUCCCUCUCCUGCUUUUUUCCCUCAAACUUUUUUGUGAAAGUCCGUCCUUGUGAAAAGACCCUGCUCCUUUAUUGAGUUCAUUACUGCAAAAGUUGCUGCAGAAGUUUGACUUUCUUUUGUGAAACUUGCCCUUCUCAAGGGUGACACGAGGAAGAUUGGGCCUGUCGAAAGGAAAUUAUUUAUUGAAAAAAAUUUACCUUUAGGGAGGUGACUUUUCCUCAUUUGUAGAUCCUUCAGCAUUAACUCUUAUUAGUGUCACAGAGUCAACCAUACCACGAGUGACUCUUAUUCAAUUAUGUCACCCUCGAUACUCAUCAUUUUUCUUCAACUAAGUCUUUCCUAGUUUGGAUGACUUUCGUGGAGGUAUUUAGUUAAAUAGGGUGUCCUUACUAACAAUGCUCUUUAUGACGGCCAGGACACAUCAGAAAGUCUGCUGAUGUGGCAGUUUAAACAAUUUAACUAUACUCGAGAUGUUUUUUCCCUGUUUAGAUCUCUAAUAGUUUUUUAAUUAAAAACGAAAAAAUGUUUUUUGGUAACUCAUUUUUGCUAGAUUAGCGUUUGGAAAAGGUUUCCCUGUCAUUAAUAUGACAUACUCCUAACUAACAUUCAUUUUGCUCAAAUUUCCUCAAAAAUAUACUGAUGUAGUCAAGCCUGUAGUUAAUGCCAACUGAACAUGUAAUCUGUUGAUGGUGAUGUUAUACUUCUGUUCGAAUCAUUGAGAUGAAGUUACAUAACUGUGAUAUUCUCUUUAACUUAUUCUGGUUAAGGUUAUGGGCAAUACGAGUCUCCAUUGGUUCUUGCUUAGCACAAUUCAUUCGAACAAAAAAUUACAUUAGGGAUGUGUUCUCAGUCAGGUACUUUAUGAGUAUUCUUCCUAAAAAACUUUCACAUUGUUUGCUUUUUCAUUCUUCUUGCUUUUCCUUGUUCCAACAACUUUUGCUUCUGUCAUCUGUUGACAUAUAUCUCCCAGUAAUAUUGUUCUCUCGAAACCAGUCAUUAUUUUUGGCAAAUUCAAACAGACCACACCCUGCUGGUCUUAUCCUGAGCUAUGAUUAAAUGUACAAGAGCUUGAAAAAAUGAUAACUUUUUCAAUCUUAACGAAAUAUGUGAGUACUAUAAGACACUCUAAAAUAAAUUAGGCCCGUAAUUCAAAUGCAAGCGCUUUUGCAUAGUAUUGGGCUUUAUCUAACUUUUUUGGGCACGUUCUUUAAUGAUUACUAUGUAGCGUUAUCUUAGAUAUCGAAUGUGGAAUAAACUGGCUAAACUGUUGAAAUCAACUAGCAGAAUCACCAUUUAUUAUAAACAUCUAAAGCUCGUCUCUUCUUCUAUUCAGGACCUUUUGGAGUUAUCGAUGAACACACAAACACAGUUCUGGCGAACAGCUUUGAUGGAAAUGGCUUAAUGCUUAUGAUACUUAUUAUACAUCAGCACCAGGUAAUCAUCUGCUUUAUCAUGAUGGCAAAUUCUCUGUACAAUGCAGCAUUAAUUGAUGCAUCCAUCUUAGUCAUAUCAGGUAACCCAUUUCACUGCCUUAGAUUGAGAUUCUGGGAGCCUUUCCAAGAUGAAUGUUUCAAUGUUAAAAUUUGCUGGCAUGAUUAUUCCAUUUUCCCCUUAGCGAGGGACAAGUGGGUUAGGUCUCACUUGGUGCUCCUUCAAGAGGCCAUGGUGCGUUUGCCUUUUUGGGGAGGACCGUUGGUUUUUGUAGGUGACUGAGGCCCAUUGGGAAGUGUGCACAGACUCCACCUGAUAUUCCAUAACGAAGAAUUGUGUGAUCCUCUAUAUCUGUUGUAGAUUUUCGUGAACAUCCAAGCACAAUUUUUUAGCACAUCCCAUUUUUUAAAAAAAAGCAGAAAUCAGUUCAUCAAUUUCAAUCCAAUGUGCACUUGCCUUUUUUGAGGUAUCAGUUUGAUAUAAUGAAAUUUAAUGUCUUUUUUUUAUACAGCUAAUCAUGUCUCGUCGGCGGAUUCCAUGUUUGGAUUCAUACUUGGACAAGGUAUGCAAGCUAUUUUUAGUCAGUUUUACAAUGGGACUCGGUUGCUAUUAUUGAUUCUGUCUUGGAACUUCGAUUUUUUCAAUUUCUAUUUAUUUUCCAGAAAAGUUCAUUUGUUCUCUCCGUUAUAGAUAUGUCAUAUGUAUAGUCAUUUAUCCUUCAUCCUGUUAAUGUUUGGAAAAUGACAUGGCCGAGGGCAUUUUAUUUGGGUUGAAGCAUUCCUGUCAUGAGCGAGAAAGUAAAAAAGCCAUCCUGGCAGCCAAAAUAAAAUUAGCACUGAAUAAAUGGUGUUUUGUCAAGACGAGUAGCAUUGUCCUCAUGCCCUCACAUUUUAUUCCCCGAAAAAAACUACUCCUAACAUGCCAAUUUUUUUUUUUUAACAUUUGUAACUUUAGUUGUUUUCCUUAUAAAUUUCCAAUCCUUCAAAAUGUACUUUUCACAAAUAAUGUCUAGUUAUCAUUUCAACUUGACAGAGAUCUCGUUUGCUUGUUUAUGAAGUUUACUUCACUAGUUGAACUUUUCUGCUUUACACUGAAUUGGCUUAGUUGGACAACUCUCCUCGACUCUUAUUCUUGUACAAUUGAUGAUUGAAAGCGUUAAUCCAAUGAAUUCGCUUACGUCUGUAUGAUUAUUUACUCAUUGAAAUGAUCAUUUAGUUCCUUUCGCUUUCUCAUUUUUAUCAAUCCCUUAUACUAGUCUUAGAUACCAGGAACAUGAAUUUCUAAAGCUAAAGGACACCAAAAGGUUGAAAAGAAAUUACGAGUAAGCUGUAAAGUUAAACUCGAUGGUUUACAUGGUAUACUGUUGGAAGUUUUAGGUCGUAGAGAAAUAGUUAAUUAGUUGAGGGUGUUUUGGCAAAAGUUGUGUAUUGUUACUCUCUAUAAAAUGGGGGUUAGAGUUGAAUGAAUUUUGAGGCGGUUUCCACCCUUCUCCCCUCCAUCCUUCGUGACGAGGGUUUUUCUCCAUUUUCAACAUAUACAAAAGAAGAAGCAAGAAAUGUAGAAAAUAGAUGAGGCAGAACUGCAUGAUGAGUACCUGAUAAAUAACCUUCUAUACAUGAACGUUCAGAUGUGCAAGUUGCCAUAUCUAUAGACAUAUUAUGGACUUGUUCAGUUGGUUUAACUCUGCUUUCUCAUCAAUGUCUGUUCCCUAACCUAUAAUUUAUUGUUUUCAUUACAAAAAAUGUCGCGUUAUAAAACUUUUAUGGCUUAUUUCUAUUUCUCCCCACUGCCAACGUAUUAACCUAGUUACCGGGCAAUCAGGUCAAUAUCUCUUUGUGGCCUCGGUUCAAGAUGGUAUUUGAUAUGCACCUCAGCAGUCUGCGUAAUGCUAAUGUUAGAUCAUUAUGGGAAGAUGAUGUUCAUCCUCACUAUGUAAUGAGGCGAUAUGCUGAAUUCACUGCAUCCCUCAUCCAACUUAAUCAUCAGUAUGGAGAUGGUCAGGUAUGCAUAAAAACAGAAUCGUCUCAAAAAAUUUGGAAUCUUUACUUUCUAAAAGAAUAUGUGAUAUUUGUUUAUCCCAUGCUUUAUCUGUGUUCAUGAAGGUAACCUAUCUUCCAUAUAUGCUCUGUUUCUUCUUUAGCUUGACCUCAAUUUGGAACGACUGCGGAUGGCUGCUGAUGAUUUGCUCUCGAAAUUAGCUAGAGCAUUCACCAAACUGAAGCUGCAAACUGUGUUUCUCAUAAACAACUACGACAUGACCAUUUCUGUUUUAAAGGUAACGCGAAAGUUUUUUAAUAGAUCUCUGAAAUGAUAUAAUAUGUAAUUCUGGUCCGUCUAUAACAGUGUGCCAAAGCAUUUAUUGUCUUUUCAGGAGGCGAGUGCAGAGGGUGGGAAGGCCCAAAUCUAUUUUGAUGAAAUGUUAAAAACUAAUACGGCUAUUUUUGUGGUAAGUAGUUAUCAGUAUCCAAGAGAAACUAUAUUAUAAUGAGUUGCCUGUUAGCAAUACCGAAUUGGAUCGAGCAAGUUGGGUCAAUGAUGCCAAUCAGAUCCGGAUUAGGUUUAUAACCAUCUGAUUCAACAAACCCAAAUUUGAUUUAACAAGUCGGAAUUGAUUUCAUUUCAAUUUAUGAAGUAUAUUAAAUUCUGUUAUAUAAGAGGGCUUUAUAGAGAUACUCCUUCAAAACCCCCAAAGUCCCCUCAUCCAUUGUGCAGAAGUGCGUGACAUGUUGGGAUGGCAGCAGCUUCUGGUUUUAAAUUUUAUUUUAAAUUUUAAAUUUUCGUUGUGCAGAGAUACUCCCUUUUUUUUUAUUUUAAAAUUUAAAUUUUCGUUAUUUUUCUUCAUCUUUCAUCCUCCCUGACCAGUGGGUAAGUUAUCAAAAGGGAGGGCUAGACUUCCCUCAAAAUCAUAUUGUUACCAUGAUUAUCUGUCUAGUAUUGUUACAAUGUGUUUAAAGGGAGGGUAAGUCCUGCAUACCAUGAUAUCUGUCUAAUGUCCAGACUUGAAUGUCUUAUGCGGCCACUCCAACAAUAACUUAUUUAACACAUAAAAAUCGAGGGUAAAAUAUUCCAAGAAGACCUCCCAAGCUUCCAUUGGAUCUUCUGGUUUCAUAACUAAUUCAGGGUUGCGUAUUCCCCUGACACCAACCCUUACUAGCUUACCACUGCCACAGCUUGCCUGAAUUAGAGAAAUUUUACUAUUGUUAGUAUUAAAAGAAUCCCUGAAAGCCUAGUAUGCUUGAUAUUUUUCUGGAAAAUAAUAGAGCCGUGCAUAUCUCACAGGAAGAGCUGCUGCUUGAGCACUUCAGUGAUUUAAUUAAGUUCGUGAAGACCAGAGCCUGUGAGCGACAUGCAAAGCCUCUCUCUCUCCAUUUACUAAAACAACCACAAAUCAUUGUGGGAUCUUUUACUUACACCAGUUUUUAAUCCUCAGCUGAGGAUACCUCCGGCUCAGAUGUACCCACUGUUGCCGACGUGGAGCCUCUGGUGAAGGACUUUGCCGGCAGAUGGAAGGCAGCCAUUGAGCUGAUGCACAAGGAUGUUAUUACUUCUUUCAGCAACUUCCUCUGUGGAAUGGAGAUCCUGAAGGCAGCACUGACUCAGCUCCUGCUUUACUACACCAGGCUCUCCGAGUGUGUCAAGAGGAUCGGGGGUGGUUCUUCCCUGAACAAGGAUCUGGUUUCCAUAUCCUCCAUAUUAUAUGAAAUAAAGAAGUACUCCAGGACAUUUUAA